UACUCGAAUAACCGUAGAUGUUGGCGACAGCAAGAUAGUUAAGAGGGAGUUUUACGGAUUCAGUGACUGCAUAUGCAAAAUUUACAAAAACGACGGUUUAAAAGGAUUAUAUCAAGGACUGUCUGUCUCGGUUUGCGGGCUAUCUUUAUACAGUUGCAGAAUCACGUUGGUAAUCACAAGGAAAGAGGAUGGAGUACCUUAGAAACAAUAGUUCUGGUUCUUUGGCCAUUGAAAGUGUCCGUGAAAGUCGUGUGCUCGUUCUUUAUACCGGCGGUACCAUUGGAAUGAUUAGAAAUGAAGAUGGAGUUCUCGUCCCUAAAGCGAACGCUUUCGUGAAAAAACUGCGAAAUUAUCCACACAUGUAUGACCGAGAUUAUGCGGAAAAACGAUUCGGAUUGAUGGGACCGCUUGUACUUCCAAUGACUGCGACAGACAGCAAACGUGUCAUUUAUAACGUAUUGGAAUAUUCGCCACUCUGUGAUUCUAGUAACAUGACAAUGGACGAUUGGAUUCGUAUUGCCCAUGAUAUCAAGCAAGCUUACGAACGUUUCGACGGAUUCGUAAUUCUACACGGAACAGACACGUUAAGUUACACGGCAUCUGCCCUAUCUUUUAUGCUCGAAUCUUUGGGCAAAAUAGUUAUUUUAACUGGCUCUCAAGUCCCAAUUUUCGACAGCAGAAGCGACGGUUUGGAUAACUUCCUGUCAUCCCUGAUAAUAGCUGCAAAUUACAACAUACCGGAAGUAUGCGUAUACUUUGGAACAAACUUGAUGAGAGGAAAUCGUACCUGUAAAAUAUCGGCCACUUCGUUCGAGGCGUUCGAUUCACCAAACUUUCCACCGUUGGCUAAGGCCAACAUCACGAUAGAAGUGGAUUAUCGAGCAAUAUUCCGUCCAUUUACGUUGGAAAAGUUUCACGUAUACGCGUCCUUGAACAGAAAUGUUGGAUUGCUACGAAUAUUUCCAAGUAUGACUACGCAUUUGGUAAGGGCGUUUCUACAGCCCCCGAUCGAAGGUGUGGUGCUACAGUCCUAUGGAGCAGGCAACGUGCCCACGAACCGAGAGGAUAUAAUUAAAGAAUUGUCCGCAGCUACAAAACGCGGUGUCAUCAUCGUCAAUAUUACACAAUGCGCGACAGGCUGCGUUAAGAAUUCAUACGCACCUGGGAAACUUCUCGAGGAAGCCGGUGUAAUAUCAGGUUCCGAUAUGACACCAGAAGCUACGUUGACUAAACUCGCUUACGUAUUAUCGAAGAAAGAAUGGGAUUUACAAACGAAGCGUCAAAUGAUGCAAACGAAUCUCCGCGGAGAAUUAACUGCUCAACGACCGCCGUAUCUCGAGGAUAUAGAUCUUGUGGAGGCGGUUGCAAGAUCUCUGAGACUUUCUUCAACGGCGGAACGUCAAGAAUUGGGAUCGAUUCUUUUCCCUGCGAUGUUGAAUGCUGCCGUGAGGAGUCGCGAUGUCGUGAAACUCGAAAUCUUGAAAGGAUACGGUGCAGAUAUAUCGCAACAAAACGCAGAUGGUCGCACGGCAUUGCAUAUUGCUUGCUGCGAAGGUGAUUUAAACGUCGUCCACUGUCUUUUACGAAUGGGUGCGAACGUUCACAUCAAAGAUCGAUUUAACCGUACACCGCUUACCGACGCGAUAGAGUUCGAUCAUCACGAGAUCAUUAAUAUUCUAAUACAUAAUGGUGCACACUUACACGGAAGCGCAUAUAUAAUAGGGGAGAAAAUGUGCGCCGCUGCAGCCGUUGGAAACGUGAAACGUUUAACGUCGUAUCAAUUAGCGAACGCAGACCUCUCGCAGAAGGAUUUUUCUGGCAGGACACCCUUGCAUUUCGCGGCGCUACAUAAUAACAUACUAGCUGUUCAAUUCUUAUUGGAUCAUAAUGUGGAGACGGAAUGUUUCGAUAAAACGGAACAAUCGCCGCACGAUCUUGCUAAAGCGUCGGGUUCCGCAGAUGCGGCGAGAUUGUUGUCGCCGCUUUAUUCCCCGAACUCGCUAGUUACGGAGGAAACUUCGAGAUGAAAGUGAAACGACCGCUAGUCCGUAGCUAUAACCACGCAAUUUUACACAAGAAAUCACAUCAGACUAAAAAUAAGACCCGUGUAUCUGCGUUAAGUGCAAUAGUAUAAAAUGGACAUCUAUUCAACUAUCUUUGUAUUGUAUUCGCGUCCUAGUUGAAAUAAUAUGAUUGCGAAGACGGCGGACCACGUAAAUACGUUAAUUUGUCGCAGAAGAGUCGUUAAGCAUUUCAUACAAUAGUUAACGAAAAGUGAAAGUCUAAAGCGACGGUGAUUAUGACUGGAUCACGCAGCAGUGCACGCGAAAAUAUUUCGCGCAAGAUAAUAACGUAUUUCCUUGAGCGUGGUAAAGUGUAAGUUUGAAGUGUGAAAAGCCGAUGUUCCUUCAUUUUUGUACAAAAACAUUCCCUCCUGUAUUUGUGCAGUAAUAGAGAGUAUGCGUUACAUCGUCACAUUAUCCCAAGCUCGUCCAUUACGGUUCUUAAAAGCUUCGGCGUUAUUAAACAAUCCUUAUAAAUGUAAGCGCAAUUAUGAUUUCCCUUUCGUCCGGUAAUCACUGCAUCUUGAAUGAUCGUACCAUUUGUAACAUCUUUGAACCAGCUGUGACUGUUGAUAAAUCAAUUUAAAACAUCCUCGUAAUAUCAA
Molecule: messenger RNA, 2668 nt
Organism: Bombus terrestris (buff-tailed bumblebee)
Lineage: Eukaryota; Metazoa; Arthropoda; Insecta; Hymenoptera; Apidae
Product: L-asparaginase
Exons: 9
Coding region: 189-2027 (612 amino acids)
Biological process (GO): amino acid metabolic process
Molecular function (GO): asparaginase activity; protein binding
Source: RefSeq, a predicted model, not a curated record